UAGACCGGCGCGCCAAAAUUGAGCAAGGGAACCAAGGAGGACCAGGGGCAGCGGACUGCGGAGGGGAUUACACGGGGGGAACGGCCAUUUUUUUAAAUCACCAUGAGGUCAGGAGCAGAGGUUUUAUGCAAGGGAAACACAUCCAUCGAGGCUGCCAAACCUGAAGAGAGUGUGAUUAUAAUCAGUGAUGAUGAAGGGGAAGUUACACUCGGCCUUGGGAAUUCUGUGCUGUUGAUAGAAGAUGCUGAAGAAAAGUCUUUUGUCUGUGAGAAGACAGCCGAGGAGGUACUGGAUGAGGAGCUGGCCAUUACUUUCAGCAAGCAAGCACAUGUAAUGCCUCACGCAAGAUAUGACUGUCCGACGCACCCUUUCGUGCGCUCUGAACAAGAAACUCAAGUCCCGCUGGACAGGAACGCAAAUUCCUGCCCUGAAUGCUACUGCUACCUCUGCGAUAAGCUUUCCUCGGAGUGUCAAAACUGGACAAAAUUCUCCAUCUGUCACUGUAAUGCGCAUAACAAGAGUAAAUACUGGAAAGAGCAGAGAGACACUGCUUUGGCUGGGGUGCUUACUAUAUUUAAGCUGGACCUCACAGAGAUUGACUCAGAGCUUCGAGAAGGAGGGAACCUGUUGCAGAACUUCAUCAGCGAACUCUCUGUGGCAUACAACAAGUAUUUGGAAGGCACAUUAGUGCCCCGCGAUGACCUUUAUGCAUGCAUGUGUCAGUGUCACUGCAUAAAGUCUGUGAACAAAUGCAAUGUAUGCCUAGUUAAUCACUCCCAAAUCCACUUCUACAGUUAUACCUCCGUAUUCAAAUUGGUGACAGAAUAUUUAAACAAAGCAGAAACUAAAAGUCCAAAGAAGGCCGCAGUGAUGCUGCUGGGUGUAGCCAAAGCGUUAACCUUUCAUAAGGCAGCACCUAGUGCUUUCACAUAUAAAGAACCCAGUGCAAAUCUAAAACAGGCUACAGUCCUUUUAAUGACAAGGACUGUAUCCAUUCUCCAAAGGCUAUUGGUUUUAUCUGAUUUCCCUAAGAAUAUCUUUGAGAAGUUCGUAGUAUUUUUCCAAUCCCUUCAGCUUCCUCCUCAAUUUUUCUCUUUUACGAAUAGCCUCAAUGUUCUCACGUGGGAUGAUCCCUUAUUGGUAUCAGUGUUAGCAGGCCAGAACCUGACCGGUCAGCGCACAAAGAAAGGGAAGAAGGAGUUUCUCUGGGAAUCCCUGCCAGUUGUCCAGGCCAGAGUGAGAAAGCUAGAGAAUGACCAGAGUUACAGGCAGCUGGUCCGUUACCUGAAUGCUGUGCGCUGCUCUGACGCAUUUGGGUUAAACGCUUUGAGGCAGAAGACCUGUUUUUACAUGUGCAAAUAUGGCGACUAUGCAAACGCGGCCUAUGCGUUGUUGAGCAUGAAGGGCAUGGCCUGCAGUAUAUCUAGCACGCUAACCCCAACGCAGUUUGAGUUGUAUCUAACUAUGUUCCGAACUAGCAGCUGCCCCUCAGGAAAUGAACUAGUACGACAUGGAGUCUGGAUACCUUUUCAAGGAAAUCCAAUGAAGAAAGGGAUAUUGGUGCGCUGUGCUAUCAGAAUUCUUUAUACUAAUAGAAUGCUAGCUCAAGAGCCUUUAUGCUGGGCUGCUCUAAUCCGCACAUGGUGCACUAGUGAUUUUAUAAGUGCCAACGGAAAUCUUCAACCCCUUCUUUUGGAAGAACCAGAUGAGCAAUUCCAACGAAUAGUUUUGGCCAUUUCUUGUAACAUCAUGGAAGAGCUGCAACGACAAACACAUGCCUAUCUGCCUGACCCAUUUACUAAAUAUCCUCUUCCUUCUGAACUGAUCCUUGUGGUACAAGCCGUUGUUCAGUUUAUGAUGAGUUCUGCAAAGCCUCUGCAACAUAUUUUAAAUCUCAUAUUUGCUUUUAAGACAAACUUUUGGGCCAUGUAUCUCCUGAUUUCUGGAAUCAGUCCCAUGGCAGACCUGCUAGGCAACUUUGUGUCUGCUCUUGAGAAGGAUAUGUGCGAGGAUGAACAGUCUGUGGUGGAAGAAUUGAGAAACAAUGACUUCAUGUAUGCGUCCCAGCUUGCAGCCAUAUUUUUACUGCAUGAGAGUGAGAUCGUUCGGCGCGUUGGACUCCAUGUGAUUGAUAUAAUACUAAACAGUAUUGCAAUGUUCACGUGGGCUCCCAUGUUUGCUAAUUAUUUGACUACUAGGGUAAUUGGUAGUUCUUCAUAUGCCAAUGCAAGUUUACAUGAACUGCAAUUACUGAAAAGCAAAAUUGGACAGUUAAAGGCAAAGUCUAAAUGUCCUGUCACCAAUGGGGCCCAGUGACCAGAAUACACCGUCGUCAAUACCUGUUUAUAUACGCACUUUGUAAAGAGCAUCUACACUUCUAUUAAAGAGCAGAUUGGAUGAUUUGUAGCUCUCUGGCUGUUUGUGUACCACAAAUCCCAUGAUCCUCCAUAUCACUCCGGUAGGAGUAAGUACUUGGGAAAUGUUGUCCUGGAGAACAUGUCUUUUUGCCACUGAACUAGAACAUUUGCACAUUUGUUUAAUCUAGUUUCUGUAUCUGCAACUUAGAAUUAUGACCAUUUUAGGGGUGUUUUUUUCCUCCCCUUUCAGUAAAUUUUAAAUCAAAGCAAAGUUAAUUUUACAAUACGGCAUGUCGUGGUAAAAAUAUGUAUAUUUUUAAAAAAUACAUGGGAGUGUACCUUAAACUGUAAAUCAAUCUAAAGGAUGCAGGUAAAGUCUGUGACAGACGAUCUCUGCUUUCCACAACAAAAAAGCGUUGUAAUAGAUGAUCUAUUCUGACAGUGUCUCUGAAAACUAGCAUCUCACACUGCAGGAACAAUGCACGGAACUUAAAGUGGUGAUGUUGGAUUGAGUGCCUCCACAGACACUGUUUGAGAAACUAAACCUAUGAUACGAGUUUUUUUUUUGUUUUGUUUUGUUUUUUAAGUUUUUCUUUAUUUGAACUAUCCUUAAAAUAUAUAUAUUUUUUGCUUCUCUUAAAGGAA
Messenger RNA from Pelobates fuscus (common spadefoot toad), 3002 nucleotides. RefSeq lists its product as uncharacterized. The transcript has 20 exons. NCBI's taxonomy places the organism in Eukaryota, Metazoa, Chordata, Amphibia, Anura, Pelobatidae. The coding region runs from base 103 to 2316 and encodes 737 amino acids. The record is from RefSeq and is a predicted model, not a curated record.